UGCGGGGUGCCGGCUGAAAUUCCGCCGACGCGCGAAGACCAAGCCGCAGAAAGCUCAGCGUGACAGUCGCAUGUCGCGGUCCAGGUUCAACGCCCGUCCCGCGCCUAAUUUUUCGCCCUCCGUCACGUGCCGCUCUCAAAAUCCGGUUCCACCUUCGUUCUACCACUCACGUCCGCCGCAUUCCGCUAGUGAAUCUCUUGGAAAUUGAAAAAAAUAGUGCUGUAAGUCUUUUCCCCGUGCGGGAAAACGAACAUAGUGCUGCCGGCUUCGGUUUCAACCAGGAGUUCGUGCAAUCGCUUACUGUCGCGUCUUACAUUUCGGUGCCGCUCCAGUUUCGACAAACCUGAUAAAUUUGGAAAUCCAUGCUCUGUUUGAUUCUACAUUCUCUCUUUAAAAAAACGCUGAGUUGAAAUUAUUCUCUCCAACUCUGUAUUUACAAAGUUUCUAAAUGUGAUCAUCCGCACCGCGGCGAACUUUCUACCGAAUUCAGUGUUUAUUUGUCGCAUCCAGUUUGACGGACGGUACAGUUUGAAACAUUUGAUUCGUCGAGUUUCAUGAACGGCAAGCUCAAGACUUGCCAGCGGUUUUUCAAUUUCCUGCCCAAGAAACUCAAAGGGAGCCGCCGAAGAUAUGAAGCGCGCCGGACUUCGGUUUUAUUUGUUGACGUUUAAAUUCGAGCAAAUCGUGCCACUGACUUUCCGGUUCAUAAUCUUGGAGAGCUAACCAUCCGCGGUGGAUCCUUGUUACCACGAGUGUAAAUAUUCAUGAAUCAAUUGUCCUGUGCGCGAUAUAAGUUGCAGUUUCUCGUUAAAUAUCGGCGUUGUUCAUAAAACCAACGAGUCUCCACUAAGUACCGGAGGAAUCGUUGUUCAUACUUGGAAAUUUUCUCCCUCCGAAGCCCACAUUUGUACCAUUUACGCACUGUAGUGUAAAUAAUUUUUAUCCACGAUUAGAUCUGUUCGUAAUUUCCACCACUUAUCCGGUAGGACUUCAAAGAAUCCGGAAAUUCAAGUUUUUCUCACCCGUCGGAUCGAAGUUUCCGCUCCGGAGAAGAUCGAGGCUUCCGUUUCCGGUUAGAUCGAGGUUUUCGUCUCCGGGAAGAUCGAGACUUCCGUUUCCGGUAAGAUCCAGGUGUCUAUUUCCGGUUAGAUCCACGUUUCCGUUGAACUAGAUUUCCGUUUCCGGUGAGAUCCAAGUGUCCGUUUCCGGUUAGAUCCAGGUGUUAGUUUCCGGUUAGAUCCAGGUUUCCGUUACCGGUAGGACCUAGAUUUCCGUUUCCGGUAGGAUCGAGAUUUCCGUUUCCGGUAAGAUCAAGAUUUCCGUUUCCGGUGAGAUCUAGGUGUCCGUUUCCGGUUAGAUUUAGGUUUCCGUUUGUUUCUGUGGUUGUGGGGGUGGAGUGAUAGUGAUGAAAACGGAGAAUCGGAGCGGGCAUGAGCUAGCGCCGCUUAACGCGCGGCUGGGGAGCCAGAGCAACGGGGUGACGAUCGUGAUCACGCCGGCGGCCCAAAAUGCUGCACGUGGAUCCGUUUCCGGUUCGGCGGCCGCCGGCUCGAAGAAAGGCAACGGCGAGGAGCGCGCCGCGUGGGACAACAAAAUGCAGUUCAUGCUCAGCAUCAUCGGAUACUCCGUCGGCCUCGGAAACAUCUGGAGGUUCCCUUACCUGUGUCAGCAAAAUGGAGGAGGAGCGUUCCUCAUUCCGUUUGCCAUUAUGCUCGUGUUGGAAGGAAUCCCACUGUUCCUCAUCGAGCUGGGGAUCGGCCAAAAAAUGCGGCUCGGCUCUCUAGGGGUCUGGAACACGAUUCACCCCUGGCUCGGCGGCAUCGGCAUAGCCAGCUGUAUCGUUACCUUCUUCGUUGCUCUGUACUAUAAUGUCAUCAUUACAUGGUGUUUUUAUUACCUAUUCAACUCGUUUCAGAGUCCUCUUCCGUGGGCUAGCUGUCCACAACUGGCAAACGGGUCGGCCGUUCCCGAAUGUGAGAAGUCAUCAGAAACAGCGUAUUUCUGGUACAGAACCACAUUGGACGUCUCGCCGGCCAUUGAUCAACCCGAAGGUCUCAAAUGGUGGAUCGUCCUCUGCCUCAUCCUCGCCUGGACCAUCGUGUUUUUCAUCGUCAUGAAAGGAAUCCAGUCUUCCGGAAAGGUUGUGUAUUUCACAUCUUUGUUCCCGUAUAUCGUUUUGACGAUAUUUUUCAUCAGAGGCAUCACUUUAAAAGGAGCCAGCGCCGGGCUUGCACAUAUGUACACGCCAAAGGUCGAGAAACUGCUGGACCCUACGGUGUGGAUGGAUGCAGCGACGCAAGUCUUCUACUCAUUCGGAUUAGCUUUUGGGUCAUUGAUUGCCUUCGGUAGCUACAACCCGCCCAAAAACAACUGCGUCCGUGAUGUGAUCCUGGUAUCCAUCUGCAACGCGCUCACCGCCAUUUACGCUAGUAUCGUAGUUUUCGCAAUCCUAGGUUUUAAAGCUAUGAGCAACGUUGAUAAAUGUAUAGAAAGCAACAAACACAGACUGCACUUCCUUGGUUUGAUACCCAGUAUUGAUAUAGCUCAAGAUGAGUAUGAGUCGCUAAUAGCUCACCAUCAGGGGAAACCUGACCUGAAGCUUGAAGAAUGUAGUCUUUCGAAACAACUCGAUCAAGCGGCAGAGGGCACUGGUUUAGCAUUCAUAGUCUUUACGCAAGCCAUGGUAGAAUUACCCGGUGCACCUUUCUGGUCGGUCAUUUUUUUCAUGAUGUUGCUGUCUCUGGGCCUCGGAUCUCAGAUCGGGAUACUGGAGGGCAUGUUAUGCACAAUUUUUGACAUAGAAAUUUUUAAAAGGAUUCGGAAACCAAUUUUAACAGGUGCCGUGUGUCUCAUUUGUUUUCUCGUGGGAUUGAUUUUCACAACCGGUGCCGGUGAAUAUUGGCUUAAAAUGUUUGACUCCUUUGCCGGAACAAUUGGUCUUGUGAUGAUCGCUUUGCUAGAAAUGCUGUCUGUGAUGUUUAUUUACGGUCAUCAAAAGUUCACUCAAGAUAUAUAUGACAUGACAGGAUACAGGCCGGGUAUAUACUGGCAGGUUACGUGGAGGUUUUUGGCACCGCUCAUAAUGUCAUGUAUACUGGUUUCGUCAAUUGCAUUCAGAUUUUUACACACUCCUAAAUACGGUGCAUGGGAUGCAUCUACGGGACAAACUGUUGAAACGCCGUAUCCAGGCAGUGUUCUGACCAUAGCUGUGAUAAUGAUUGUUACCUCUAUUUUACCAAUAUUACUUGUGUUUUUACUCCGUCGCUUCCAGUGUCUUAAAUACGAUAUGUCAAUACACCAGGGCGCAAUCCGCCGAAUAGAUACUACCGUUUCAACAAAAGAAAUGAUGGCGGAUGUGGAUUCUGAUGAAUUUAGAGACUCUCCAGAUGAUCUGGAUGAUGAAGAUAAUGAUGAAGAUGAUGGACCAACAAUGACCAACACAAUAGCUAAUCAACGGAUUGGCAAAACCUUCAAACUAGAGAUAAUGGAUUUCUAAAGAGGUCAAUUAUUGUGACUUUUGGAAUUGGGACUGUAACGUACACAGGUUUCCCUUCUCCUUACAAAAACUGUUACUUUGGAAACCACUUUUUCUUUCACAUGCCUAUUAGAGAUGUGGAUAUAUUGGCAGAAUCUUGGUGCCUGGUUUCUUGCUGUCAACUUUAGGUAUGGUUCUUGGGCCUCAGAGAAAGAAAAUGAAGGAAGCACUCAAUCAGCAUUGAUGCCAUGACUUCUCCACGUCAUAAAAAUUGUUUCCUUUCAAUUAAAAGAACUGGAGGCUAAUCAAAGACUGUUCAGUACUUCUAGAUAUUAUGAUAAAUUAUUCUGAUAUAUCACAUGUCAAUAGUCGAAGUGCAAAGCCACGUAUCUCCAUUGCGAUGUUUCAACAUUUCUUUUCCUAUUUUCUUUGAUCCGAAAAAGACAAGCCAACUUUAUGGCUUGAAUUUUACUUAGACAGAAUAUUCUGCUGACAGAGAAGAAAAUCAAGGAAGUUUUCAAGAAAUUACCAUCACUAGUUUUUUGAAGAAAAAUUAGACGUGGUUUUGCACUUAGACCAUCAAUUGGGUGAAGUUAGAUGAUUUUAUCAAAUUACCUACGUCUGAUGGAAAGAUGCAGGUCUCAUCUGAUGGCAGAAAUAGAUCCUUCAGGAUUAAGCCAAGAUUUCGUGAGAUUCCUUGGAACAGCAAUCUAACAAAUUAAGUCAAAGUGGAGAAAACUGUGAAUUUUUGUAAGUCCAUUGAGAAAGACGGAGCAACUCCAGAACGUACUGUAUAUUACCAAAAUGACUCCUAUUACGCUUAUAGUAUUUUUUCUUUGUUUUUUUCUUCUCAUUUUUGUUCAUUUCUGUGUGAAUUAUUAAAUCCAGUCAGAUUCUUAAAACGUUA
Messenger RNA from Bemisia tabaci, 4382 nucleotides. NCBI's taxonomy places the organism in Eukaryota, Metazoa, Arthropoda, Insecta, Hemiptera, Aleyrodidae. The record is from RefSeq and is a predicted model, not a curated record.